UUGGUAAAUUCAAGCAGUUGGCUUACCGCCUGUCUGUGCUCACACGUGCUCAGGGUGACAUGGGGGGAGGGGCCACACCAGUGUGUAUUUGGUACUAGAUCUGCAUUAUUAGUAGUGGUGGCAGAAUCAAUACCCAUAGUAAUAGACUGGUAAUAAUAAGCAGGCCUUCAGAAAAUAAUAUGUACAGAGCACAUGAGACCCCUGGCCCAGGAGAUGGGGGGCUCCCAAGUCAUCCACUAAGGUGGGCAGGCAAAGAGGGGCCCACCAACUGGAUGUGAGCACUCUUGACCUACCCCCUGGGGAACACCCCAGGAAGGGCAGAUGGUUGAAGGAGCAGAUGUCAGCCACCAACCCUUUCCUGAAAUCCCAUGGGCCCAGGACCUCAGGGAAGGAGGCAGGAGCACAUUUAUCUUCCUCUGACCAUUUUGAUUCUCACUCAGUCCCCAGAAUGGCCAGAUGAGGUAUAUAUGACAAAUAUGAUCCCUCAUAGCCCAUGUUGAUGGCAGAGCUAGGAAAGGAUGCUUCUGGAGUCCUUGGCAAGAAGGACUCCCUGUAAAGGAACAGGGGGGCUUGGCAGGGCAGCGAGGGGCUUCUGAGAUAAAUGCCAGGCUAAGGGAUGGGAUAAAGCAAGGCUCUAGUCAUCCCUACUGGUCUCACAGCUCAAAUCCUCAGCUGCAAAUCACACCACAGCCAAUGAGCUCCGUGGCUGAUUAUGAAUGCAGCCCGCAGGAGGUGGGAUGGGACCACUGGUUCAGCCAAGUGACUUCUUUACGGGGGACUUCCAGACAUGGGGCUAUAGAGCUAAUGGGUGCUCAGAGGCUAGCAAUGUAGUCACAUCCCCUGGCCCAUUCCUCCACCUUCCUACCGAUAGCAUGGAUGUCUUGUUGUAAGGGAGAAUGAGGCCAGAUUUCACAAUCUGUGAAAAAUACUCCUGUUCCUUCCAUCACUCCCCACCUCAUCAUCCACUCUUUGGCCCCUUUUAGAACUGGGCAGACUGAGGUUUAGCAGGAACUUGCUUCUCCGGAAGUCAGUGUCUGGGGCCUCAGACCACUGCUUUCUGUACACUGUCCCCCUGGGAGGAUUAAGCAGGAAAGAAGUCCCCACCCUCCAGAAGCACAGCUGUCUAGUCAAGCCCCCAGUGGUUCAGGGUCAUUUUGUCUACCUACAAGUUCUUCCUCAACUUGUGCUCACCAUCAGACCCAUCAUGCCUUUAAAAACCCCUGGGGGAAGGUACAGAGUGAGGGGCCCCUCAGGGGAGUUGCCCAUCUAAAAGGCUCAUGUUCUUGGAAUGGAGAAUUUUGCUCUGGCUCUUCCUGGUAACCUUGGAGAGCAAGCUGAUCUUGCUUCUGGGAGCAAGAUCUGGAGGUGGGCUCACUGCCUCGGAGCCUGGACUCCAGAGUAGGCAAGAGGGAGGAGAAGGCAGACCAUGAAUGAUCCCUAAGAGUAAGAGCAAAAGAUCUCUGGAUUGGGAUGUUUAGGUCUCUGGAAAGGGGAAGCUAAGGAGUAGAGAGAACCCAGUGGAGCCAAUCCCUCAAACUAGAUGGACAGUCUUUUUUAGGAGAAAAGGGGUCCUGGUAAGUGUUCCUCAGAAAGGAAUGUAUGGAAAUGUGAGGGGUAGUAUUCCUUAUUUCCUUAAAACCAAGCAUCCCCUCCUUCCCGUCUACCAAAUGAACAGGCAAGUCAAGGAUACCUACCUAUCUGUCCCCAUCCAUUCAUCCAUAUGUCCACCUGUCCAUCUAUCCAACUGUCUAGAUUUCCAUCCAGUCAUUAGUCCACCCACCAAUCUGUCCAUUCAUCAAUCUGUCCACUCCGUCCAUCCAUCCAUCCAUCGUCCAUCUAUCCAGGAAGGUCAGGCCCCAGUUGGUCUCCCCAGGGCUGCUGAGAAGGGCCUGUGGUCCUGUGGCAUUUAUGGGGCAUGUGACCUGCCAGCCUGGCCUGGGGAGGCAACCCCGCCCCAGCCCUCAGGCAGGGGGCCGGUCCAGGCAUGUGGGAGUAUUUAUACCUUGAUGGAGGCUCCCUGGGUGUUGCUGGGCUGAAUGACUCCCCGAAGCCGUGAUGGUGGCCAUGGCCCCGAGCCCACUCAGCCAGCCCAGAGCAGGCCCUCAGCAAAUGGAGGUCUUUAUCAGAGACUACUUGGCAAAGAGGAGUACAUUCAAGAGGAACUGCCCUUUGCAGGUGGUGGAGAAGGAAGGCAGACAGCUGAGGAUGAUAAUACCGACUUUCUUCGAGGCCAGGACUGGGUGAUGGUGUCACUACUCCCGCCGCAGUCUGACGCCACACUGCCCGGCCCCACCAGACUGGAGGGCGAGCCCCAGGGGGACCUCAUGCAGGCACCGGGCCUCCCAGGCUCCCCUGCUCCACAGAACAAGCUUGCCGGCUUCAGCUGCUCAUCAUUUGUGCCCGACGGCCCUCCAGAGAGGGCAGCCUCACUGCCCCCACAGAGCCCCAGCGUCGCAUCACCAGGGCCUGAGCAAGUCCACUGCCCAGCCGGCCCUGGCCCGGGCCCCUUCCGGCUCUCGCCCUCAGACAAGUACCCCAGCUUCGGCUUUGAGGAGGGCCCAGCAAGCAGCCCUGGGCGCUUCCUCAAGGGCAGCCAUGGGCCUUUCCACCCCUACAAGCGGCAUUUCCAUGAGGACGUCUUCCCCGAGGCCCAGACUGCCCUGGCCCUCGAUGGACACUCCUUUAAGACCCCAGGGGCGCUGGAGGCCUUCGAGGAGAUCCCCGUGGAUGUUGGGGAGGCUGAGGCCUUCCUGCCUGGCUUCUCAGCAGAGGCCUGGUGCAACGGGCUCCCCUACCCCAGCCAAGAACACAGCCCCCAAGUCCUGCAGGGGUCAGAAGUCAAGGUCAAGCCCCCAGCUCUGGAGACUGGUCCUGGGAUGUACUGUUACCAGCCCCCCUUGCAGCACAUAUACUGUCCCUCCCAGCCCCCAUUCCACCAGUACUCACCAGGUGGUGGCAGCUACCCCAUACCGUACCUGGGCUCCUCACACUAUCCAUACCAGCGGAUCGCACCCCAGGCCAGCACUGAUGGGCACCAGCCCCUCUUUCCCAAACCCAUCUACUCCUACAGCAUCCUCAUCUUCAUGGCCCUUAAGAACAGUAAAACUGGGAGCCUUCCUGUCAGCGAGAUCUACAAUUUCAUGACGGAGCACUUUCCCUACUUCAAGACAGCGCCUGACGGCUGGAAGAAUUCUGUUCGCCACAACCUCUCUCUUAACAAGUGCUUUGAGAAAGUGGAGAACAAAUCAGGCAGUUCCUCUCGCAAAGGCUGCCUGUGGGCCCUCAAUCCGGCCAAAAUUGACAAGAUGCAGGAGGAGCUACAGAAGUGGAAGAGGAAAGACCCUAUUGCUGUGCGCAAGAGCAUGGCCAAGCCAGAAGAGCUGGACAGCCUCAUUGGAGAGAAGAGGGAGAAGCUGGGUUCCCCAUUGCUGGGCUGCCCACCCCUGGGGCUGGCAGGCUCAGGCCCCACCCGACCCCUGGCCCCUCCAGUGGGGCUCUCCCAGCCACUGCAUCCAAUCCACCCAGCUUCGGGCCCCAUUCCUGGCAAGAAUCCCCUGCAGGACCUACUUGGGGGGCACGUCCCCUCUUGCUAUGGGCAGACAUAUUCACACCUCUCACCGGGCCUGGCCCCUCCUGGACCUCUGCAGCCAUUGUUCCCACAACCAGAUGGGCGCCUUGAGCUGCGGGCCCAGCCAGGCACCCCCCAGGACUCGCCUCUGCCUGCCAACACCCCACCCAGCCACAGUGCCAAGCUGCUGGCUGAGCCUUCCCCGGCCAAGACCAUGCAUGACACCCUGCUGCCAGAUGGAGACCUUGGCACUGACCUGGAUGCCAUCAACCCCUCUCUCACCGACUUUGACCUCCAGGGAAACUUGUGGGAACAGCUGAAGGAUGACAGCUUGGCCCUCGACCCAUUGGUACUGGUGACCUCAUCCCCAACAUCAUCGUCAAUGCUGCCACCUCCGCCACCAACCCAUUGCUUCCCACCUGGGCCCUGUCUGGCAGAGACAGGCAGUGGGACCGGCGACUUGGCACCACCAGGCAGUGGGGGUUCCGGGGCACUGGGUGACCUGCACCUCACCACCCUCUACUCAGCCUUCAUGGAGCUGGAGCCCACACCCCCCACAGGCCCCUCUGUGUACCUCAGCCCCAGCUCCAAGCCCAUGGCCCUAGCAUGAGCCAUGUCCAGCAGCAGCUCCAGCCUGUCUGGCCUGGAAGUCCCAGCUGGCCGCCCAUAACGGGCCUACCUUAAAGGUCAAGGAAGGAAAACCAUCCCUGUCCCCUAUGCCACUAAGCCAACUGCUAGCUGGCAGCAGGGAUGAAGAAGACACCACCACUGCCCCUCACACAUUUCUGCCAUCUGGUGAGCCAGCUCCUCAUUCAGGGUCCCGGAAGACCAAGUGUCUGGGCAAGAAAAAAACAAACACAUUCUCCUUAACUCACACUCAUUCACACUUAAGUAAGGCCUUCUUCAUAAUAUGUGCAUGCAUAUGCACACACACACACACACACACACACAUAUACACAGAGUUAGACACACCCACACCCACGUAUCUUCUAUCCAGAGGAAUCAGAACUAUAUCACUGAGAGCUUGACUCCAUUUCUGAGGCAGCUGAGGGUGGGGGGGAGCGGGGGGGCCUAAGGUCCUCAUGCCAGUGCCAGGAUCACCUUGAAACCCUAUUCUGAUGUCCACAUUCUCUUCAGGACUGGCCCCUUCUAGUAUGUUCUCUCCCAGAAGCCCCCUGUAUUUAUUCUCCCAUCUCCAUCCCAGCAGCUGGUCAAGGAGGAGUAGGUGGAGCCUCUCCCCAAGUCUUCUGUGGGCCCCUCGGGGGGCUGCUAUUAGCACCCACCCGCCAGGCUCUCCCCAUCCUCAGUAUAUUCUCUGUCUCACCUCCCCCAGAAUGACACACAGGAGGGGUAACGGCCACCCCAGGACCAAACUGAGCCCACUUCUGACACAAAGUGUUUGGAAAAGCCCUUGCCCUCAGAAACUUAAAAGUAUCCUCUUCACCAGCCCCGGGUGCAGGAAGGGCCCCUCCAGGGCACUACAGUCUCACUCCUUCUCUAUAAGAACUUCAUAUAGUUUAGGUCUCAACUUACUAAUUACUUCCAACUGUCCCAGGCAGUCCAGGGAAUUCAGGGAAGGGGAGUCUGAUACAGGCUGGCAGGGGUGGGGCGGGGGGUUGAUGCCUCCCUCUCUCUGAUUGCUGGGCAGACCCAGGAUGUCCCUGGAGCUAGGGAGUGUGGCCCAGUUGCCUGCCAUGCUCUACCUGAGAGCCAAGCCAGAGUUUCGGCCUACCCUGGGUCUGGGGGUGACAAGAACCCCCAGAGGUUAGCCUGGGCUUGGUAAGGCACAAGCAAAUCCCUAGGUGGCCUGACCUGGAAUAAUAAAGCAAGUGCCUGUG
Nyctereutes procyonoides (raccoon dog) is the source of this 5406-nucleotide messenger RNA. RefSeq names its product forkhead box N1 (gene FOXN1). Bases 2037 to 4178 code for a protein of 713 amino acids. NCBI's taxonomy places the organism in Eukaryota, Metazoa, Chordata, Mammalia, Carnivora, Canidae. Gene Ontology annotation, biological process: regulation of transcription by RNA polymerase II. The transcript has 10 exons. The record is from RefSeq and is a predicted model, not a curated record. Gene Ontology annotation, molecular function: transcription cis-regulatory region binding; DNA-binding transcription factor activity, RNA polymerase II-specific.